Molecule: messenger RNA, 1472 nt
Organism: Stylophora pistillata
Lineage: Eukaryota; Metazoa; Cnidaria; Anthozoa; Scleractinia; Pocilloporidae
Product: fibrinogen-like protein A
Source: RefSeq, a predicted model, not a curated record
CGUUUACGACAUGGCCGUUCAAGAGCAACGAGUGCCUUCUUUUUCUUCAAUCUUAAUAGUUUUGUCUAUUACGUUUUACUGUGUCGGGUUUAUUUUAGUGAGACUGGAGUUGAAUCAGCUCAAGAAGAGAUUAAACGAUUCCGAAAGUGUUACGAAGACAACUGAACUACCGUCUAACGACCUUGCGGACUCUAAAUUCAUCAACAAUGCUCCUGAUGUUCGAUCCCAUGAGGAGAAAAUAACCAAGCGCAAUGCGGAUAAUGCAGUCGUUGGUCAAAACAAGGGGUGCAUGCCUGGAACAAAAGGACCAGCGCUAGCCAGAGACUGUUUCGAUUUAUUGAAAUCAGGCCAUAGUCAGAGUGGAGUGUACUCUGUUGACCCGGAUGGUCAGGGACGCUUCGAUGUUUACUGUGACAUGUGUACUGAUGGUGGUGGCUGGACCGUAUUCCAGCGGAGACAGGAUGGAUCGGUAGACUUCUAUCGAGGAUGGGGCGACUAUAAAGCCGGAUUUGGUCAGCUGACUGGUGAGUUCUGGUUAGGAAACGACAAGAUCCAUAGGCUGACGGCGUGUAGAUGCAGUACUCUGCGAGUGGAAUUGGAGGAUUGGAGCAGUACUAAAGUGUAUGCCAAAUAUGGAAAAUUUGAUAUUGGUGACGAGCAAACACAGUAUCGACUUAGAGUUGGUUCAUAUUCAGGAACAGCGGGAGAUUCUUUAUCAUGGCAUAAUGACAUGGCGUUUACUACAAAAGACAGAGAUAAUGAUAAAGUUAUUCGCAGCGGUUACUUUACAAACUGUGCUGUGCGACACACUGGCGCCUGGUGGUACAAUGCCUGUUACCAAUCUAAUCUAAACGGAAAAUACUUGGGAAAUCAUAAAAAUGACCGAGCAGUUACUUGGCGUCACUUCAAUGGAAAAUAUCUUUCAAUGAAAUCCACAGAAAUGAAAUUGAGGUCCUCAUACUAGAAAAACACCGGUUGAAUCUGAUUGUUUAUUCCUUCUGUGCUGCCUCUACAGAUACGUUACCCAUUCCAUGUGUGCCGCCUCUUCAGAUACGCUUUGAGAUAUACAAAGUGUCGAGAAUAUUUAAGUUGAAUCUAGCAAGGAUACAGCAAUACAAAAUUAAAAGUAUAGUACAGAACUGACAAUUAUUUUAUAGUUAAUGUAAAGGGUCUAAAUAACUGAAAAAUUAUAAAGUAAUUACUGUCGAUUACAAGAAAUUGCUUUUCAAGAAAAGAAACGAGAUUACAUUGUAUAGUGUUAACAAACAUUUCAAAUGCAAUAGAGGGCAAUUAGAAAUUAAGUUUCUCUAACUAAAACGGUCAUAGCCAACUAUAAUAGCGAUGUGAAACGUAAUGCCAGUAUUAGGCAAAUUUAAUGUUAAGCCGAGCUUUCAAGACAUUUUCUUAAUUAGAUCAGGUAAAUAAAUGUAAAUCAUUUGCCUCGAAGAAUUUUUGAAGAAGCACAUUAUGAA